AUGAUUUACAAAACAAUUACAAUAUCAACUUGGCUAUUUAUUUCCAUACAAGUCCAUUCAGCAAUUUUACCAUUCAAGGAUUCAAUAGAAAUAGCUUUUACACCAGAAGAUGUCAAAAAAACCACAGAUUACGUAUUAUGGAAAGUACCUGCAGUUAAAAAUAAUUUCAAAACUACGGUUAAACAACAUUUGUUGAAUCGAUUACUUUCAAAAGACUUACAAGAAAUGCCUGUGAAUUUUCCACCUAACGCAUCACCUCAACCUACCGUAAACGAACCAAAUAAUGGUGAAGUUCAAAUGAAUGACAACCAACUAAUACAUCCACUACAAGCUUUGGCCCCAACAGAUGCAAUGAUUGAAUUAGAAUUACAAAAACCUAGAGGUGUAUUAGGUUCAAUUUUAAAAGGUCCAAUUCCAGACGACAAACCCAAAGCAAAAAUCAGAUACGUUAAACCUGAACCUGAAAAAGCAGAAGAGACAGGUACAAAUUCAAAUGAUAUGGAGAAUGAUCAAGUAAUUGGGAUAGCAAAAUUACCUGUCGAUGAACAUAUAGGAUAUCUGAAGCCGAAACUAGUUAAGAACAGAAAACAUAAUUUUGAAAAAGGUAUAAUUCCUACUCCCACAGUGACUUUAGAUGAUUUUGAUAAUGAUGCAACUGAAGCUGUGCCUGAAAAAGAUCCUUUUUAUGAUGAAUAG
Molecule: messenger RNA, 696 nt
Organism: Lodderomyces pseudojiufengensis
Lineage: Eukaryota; Fungi; Ascomycota; Pichiomycetes; Serinales; Debaryomycetaceae
Exons: 1
Coding region: 1-696 (231 amino acids)
Source: RefSeq, a predicted model, not a curated record